CAGAUGUCAGGUGAUCCACCGACUAUUGCGCGUAGGUUGGACUGUAAGAACACACAAAAUGACAUUUUGUAAAUACAAGAGCAUCAUUUUGGGAUUACGCAUGGCUGGGAAAUGCACCGUGUGCUAUCAGCUCAUGUGAUGAUGCGCUAAAUCACUGGCAAUAGAGCGUUUGUUGUGUAUUUAUGAUCAAAUAUCAGCAGUGAGCGCCUGGCCACAUCAUGGGGCUGUGUUACAGUCUGCGUCCCCGCUUGUUUGGGGACCUCAGUGGAUCCGUUUCCAGCACCAACUCGGAGUCAGAUUACCAGCCUCCGGAUCCCGGGAUGAUGAUGAUGCCUUCAUGCGUCCGGGGCUCCAGGCAGCACGACGAGGACUCUGGGGGGAACAGCGGGAAGACAUCAUCCACCUCCCCUUUACGCGCCGGGGACGCCGGCAAGAUCCCGGCCGGGGAGCUCCGCCGUGGCGACGCGGACAGAGCGCUCAUCCAGAACGGAGGAGGAGGAAAGAGGAGGCUGCAGCUGCUCCAGACUCCCAGCAGCGCCCAGAAACACAAGAACUGGGACAAACUGGUGGUGGAGGAGGAGGCCGAGAAGGAGGCCAAGAAAGUCAGUAAGAACAUUGACAGGGCCUUGAAGGAACUCAAACAGGAAUAUAAACUGACGCAUCGGCUGCUGCUCUUAGGUGCUGGGGAAUCGGGGAAAAGCACUAUUGUGAAGCAGAUGAGAAUUCUUCAUGUCAACGGGUUUAAUGCGGAGGAAAAGAAACAGAAAAUUCAAGACAUUCGCAAAAAUGUGAAGAACGCCAUCGUGACCAUAGUGUCUGCAAUGAGCACUUUAAUACCACCCGUCCCACUCGCUAAUCCAGAGGACCAGUUUAGGAUCAACUAUAUCAAAAGCAUAGCGCCGCUCUCUGACUUUGAUUACACACAGGAGUUUUUCGAUCAUGCGAAGAAGCUCUGGGAUGAUGAAGGCAUUAAGGCAUGUUAUGAGCGCUCCAACGAAUAUCAACUAAUUGACUGUGCGCAUUACUUUCUUGACCGGAUCGAUGCAGUAAGACAAAGCGACUAUACUCCAACAGACCAGGACUUGCUUCGCUGCAGAGUGUUAACAUCAGGGAUUUUUGAGACGCGAUUUCAAGUUGACAAAGUCAACUUUCAUAUGUUUGAUGUGGGAGGUCAGAGAGACGAAAGGAGAAAAUGGAUUCAGUGUUUUAAUGACGUCACAGCGAUCAUCUUUGUGGUAGCAAGCAGCAGCUAUAACAUGGUCUUAAGGGAAGACAACAACACAAACAGACUACGGGAAGCACUUGCUCUUUUUCACAGUAUCUGGAACAACAGAUGGUUACGGACAAUUUCUGUCAUAUUGUUCCUAAACAAACAAGACAUGCUGGCAGAGAAAGUAUUAGCUGGGAAAUCCAAAAUUGAAGAUUAUUUCCCUGAAUAUGCUUCUUACACCUUACCUGAUAAAGUAACUCCUGAACCCGGUGAAGACCCCAGAGUGACGAGAGUCAAGUAUUUCAUUCGUGACGAGUUUUUGAGGAUCAGUACAGAAAGCGGAGACGGCCGUCACUACUGUUACCCCCAUUUCACAUGUGCAGUGGACACGGAAAACAUCCGCCGGGUCUUCAACGACUGCCGAGACAUCAUCCAGAUAAUGCACCUGCGGCAGAUUGAACUCUUGUGAUCUCACUUCGGCUCUUUAUGAACGUGUCUCCACCUCAUAACUCACGAGGCCGAAACCGCAGACACAUACUACUGACGUUUGGCGCAACACCCUUCGGUUUUUAGGCAUUUUAUUUUAACUCAUGAUUCGGGGACUUUUUCCCCCCACGUUUUUAUUUGGAUCGCCUUUAUUUUUGCCAUUCCAUGAAGCCUCUGGCUACCUCCUUAUUUUUUUAUUCAAAUAAAAAAUAUCAUCGUGUAUAUAUGUAUACAUGCUGGCGCCUGCCAGAUUAUGAAGAUCGCAUCACCUUGUGACCUCCAGGAGUCCUAGUCUCGCACCUCGAACCUUGAUCUUCUGGCCUACAGGGCUCUCUGCUGCUCUUUCUUUUUCCGAACACUGAAGAUCGCUCGCGGACAGAAGCGGGGACGGGGUGGCGGGCCGGGGGUUGUCGAACACUGGGAAUGCGAAGUGAAGUAAUGCACUUUUCCAUCAGGUUUUGACUGACGUUUUUCUUUACAAAGAUGGACACACAAUGUAGCAUCACAUCAUGAAUUUCUGUCCCACUUAAGGCUGUGGACAGGUCAGAGAAUGGUGGGAGUGACCAUGCCCCUUUUAUGUGAAAGAGGCGGAGCCUUUGAAACGAGGAGGAGGGGCUCUGUGAAGAGGCGGAGCCUUUGAAAUGAGGAGGAGGAGGGGCUACGGGAACAUUGCUGAAGCCUCGGUUUGGUUUUGGGAACAUGAUGGCAAAACAUCUGCGAAAAGAAUCGCCCCAUUUCUUCUUUUAGUUUCUUAACUUGUACAGACUGUGCAAGGGUGAUUUUUUUUCUUUCCUGUUCAGACUAUAAAAUGUUUUAUUAUUUUGUACAACUUUAUUGAAAGAGUAAAAAAAUCUACUUGUAGAUCUUUGUGCCUUGAUUAUGGCUGUACCUGUAAAUGAAGCUGAUACAUAUGUUUUUGACUGCGCUGUCCAGCUUGAUGUCACCCCUGUCGGCAGAAGGGACUGUGGAUGGGGACCUACUCUGUAGAGUUUAGUUUAUUUUUCGGUUAUUUGUUUGUUUUUCUGCUUUGUUUAUAUAAAAAGAGAAAAAGUUAUUUAUAAAAAAAAAAUAUAGGAAAGAAAAAUCUUAACCUGUAUACAUUAUGCAAAUUGACCCCCUUACCUGCGGUUAUCAUCGGACGAAACAGCACCAUGCCUUUCUUCUGGUUUUUGUUUUCCAUUUAAGUCUCAGCUUUAAAAAAAAAAAGUUGAAGUGUCCAAAAUCACAACCUGGUGUUGUUUUCAAAGACCUUUUUGGAUAUGAAGUAUGUCUGAGAAAUAUAUCCACGUUUGUGUCUGUGAGUGCGUACGUGUUCACGUACAGGAGACAAACAUUGAGCCACAGACGCAUGACAUUUGUGUUGUGUGUGUGUGUGUGUGUGUGCACUCUUUUAUAAAUGUGCGUACAUGUAAAUUUAUAGGUCUAUAUAAAUAUAUAUGUACAAUUCUACAUGUUUAAUUAUGUGUGUUGGCAUAUACAUACUUUAGUAUGUAUACAGUGAAGAUGUGUACUUACACACAUAGGUAAGCAUGUCUAGAGUGAAAUGAAUAAAUGAGAGUGCAAUAUUGAAAGCAAGUGUGCGUGUCCGACGAUUUUCACCAUACAGACUGAAAGUUGUUUUUUUUAAACUAUCAUUUCUUUAAUAUCAAUGUUAUGUGAUAUCAGUUUAUAAUUAGACAGAAGUCUGAUUUAUAAUACACGCAUCCAAAUAUACUCUUAUUUUGUAAAGCAGAACUUCAAGACGUUUUUAUAUUUAUUAAAAAAACAUUAUUUUAUCUGCUGAACACCCUUGGAAGUCCUAAUUUAUUUUGCUUUUACCAAAACUUUUCAAACCAUGUGAUCCACCAAAACAAUACAAAUUAUGUUACACAUGCAAAUUUUGGUUGACACAAAAUUUGUAUUUGUAUUUAAAGUUCAAACACAUUUUAUAUAUAUAUAUAUAUUAGUACUCCAGUAAAUCGCAAAACUUUUUAAAUCUGUAAAUACUAUGUGCUUAAAGUCAUGUUGCACAAGAAAUACUUUUUAAAAUAAAUCUUCUCGAGUCAUUAAAAGUCAUUAAAUAGAUUUUGUGUUAUGGUUCUUAAGUCAAGUGCUUAAGUUGCUUUGUCAGUCUACAAAACCCCAUACAUUCACAUUGCAUCACUAAAAUGCUGACCACACUGAAUAGUCUUCAGUGCAGGAUGACAUAUUCAAGAUUUCUGAUACAUUAACAUAGACCUCUGAUUCAACAAGCCACAGUGCAUUACACCAAAGAACAGCAUAUGCAAUCAACUUGACAGAAAAAGUUGGUUUGGCUUUUUAGAUGUUGAAAAACACUCAAAUAUAUAUAUGCAUUGCUGAGGUACAUUAAUUCCAUACAGCAUAUAAAUUACAUUCAGAUAAAAUCUUAUUUUUUGAGUCCAAAUUUGGAUUUCUUUUUUCUUGAAGUAUUUCUUAGUACAGGGAUUCUCAGUAGGUCCAAUUUCCUUCAGAGUUUAGGUCCAACCCUAAUCAAACACACCUGAACAAGCUAAUCAAGGUCUUCA
Messenger RNA from Sinocyclocheilus grahami, 4221 nucleotides. RefSeq names its product guanine nucleotide-binding protein G(olf) subunit alpha-like. The record is from RefSeq and is a predicted model, not a curated record. Lineage: Eukaryota; Metazoa; Chordata; Actinopteri; Cypriniformes; Cyprinidae. Gene Ontology annotation, cellular component: cytoplasm; heterotrimeric G-protein complex. The coding region runs from base 219 to 1679 and encodes 486 amino acids. Gene Ontology annotation, biological process: adenylate cyclase-activating dopamine receptor signaling pathway; sensory perception of chemical stimulus. The transcript is spliced from 12 exons. Gene Ontology annotation, molecular function: G-protein beta/gamma-subunit complex binding; GTPase activity; G protein-coupled receptor binding.